CUUUCUUUUUAGCGAACAAGACUUUUAUUUUGGUUUGGCGAUGUGACGUCAUACGGUCGCGCCGCUCUACUGCGUCUGCGAUUCGACUGAAGAAAGGACAAAGUGUCCAAACACACAGAAAAACUCCUGCUGAAGCGACAGCGAUCCACAUGACACUCUGUUAUAAAGAUGGCAUUUAUUAAAGAGGAGAGUGAAGACAUUAAGAUUGAAGAAGCAUUCAGAGUCAAACAUGAAGAUACUGAGGAACAAACAGACAUCAUGCUCCUGAAAGAGGAAAGUGAAGAACUAACUGAAGUGGAAGGCAUAGAUCCAUAUGAGAAACAUGAUUUUAUUGGAGAAAGUUUUUAUAGUUGCUCACAAACUAAACAGAUUGUGCAAAACAAAGCUCAAAAGACGGGAGAUUUAACCUGCCAACAGUGUGGAAAGAGUUUCACUAAAAAAGGAAGCCUUAAAGACCACAUGAGAAUUCACACCGGAGAGAAGCCUUACUCCUGCCAGCAGUGUGGAAAAAGUUUCACUAGAAGUGGAACCCUUCAAAGGCACAAUAGAGUUCACACUGGAGAGAAACCUUACACCUGCCAACAGUGUGGAAAGCGUUUCUGUGAAAAAGGAAACCUCAAAUGCCACAUGAGUGUUCACAUUGGUGAGAAAUAUGAAAAACUAAAUGAAAUUAAAGACAAAGAUCAGCCUGAAAAACCUUUUACUGGAGAAAGUUUUAGUUGCUCACAAACUAAACUGACAACACAAAAGAAAGCUCAAAAGACAGGAGAUAGAAGUCAUUUCACCUGCCAACAGUGUGGAAAAAGUUUCUUUGAGAAAGGAACCCUUAACAGGCACAUUAGAAUUCACACCGGAGAGAAGCCUUACUCCUGCAAACUGUGUGGAAAGAGUUUUACUGAUACUGGAAACUUUAAUUCUCACAUGAGAAUUCACACCGGAGAGAAGCCUUACUCCUGCAAACUGUGUGGAAAGAGUUUCUUUCGAAAAGGAAACCUAGAGAGCCACAUGAGAAUUCACACUGGAGAGAAACCGUACACCUGCCAACAGUGUGGAAAGAGUUUUAGUCAACAAAGAAACUGUAAUUUUCACAUGAAAAUUCACACCGGAGAGAAGCCUCACUCCUGCAAACUGUGUGGAAAGAGUUUCAUUCAAAAAGGAAGCCUAAAGAGACACAUGACAAUUCACAAUGAGAAACCGUUCACCUGCCAACAGCAUGGGAUGAGUUUUAGUCAAAAAAGAAACCUCAAAGGCCACAUAAGUGUUCACACUGGAGAGACAUGUAAAGAAGUAACUGAAAUGGAAGACAAAGAUCAGUCUGACAAACAUGAUUUUACAAGAGAAAUUUCUUUUGAGCUCUCUUUUGUGAAGUCUGUUUAGUUUGUGCGAAACUAAACAGACUUCACCAAAGAGAGCUCAAAAGAUGGUAGCUACAAGUAAUUUCACCUGCCAACAGUGUGGAAAGAGUUUCAGAUGCAUAAUAUCCCUUAAUAACCACACAAAAAUUAACUUGAGAGCAGUUUAAAAUGUUCUCAGUGUGAAAGGGGUUUCACAGCCAGGAAACUCUGCAACAGUCAUGUAAUAAGAAAGAAGCCUUUCACUUGCUGUCACUGUGAAAAAUCUGGCUCAGGCAAAGCAAAAACCUUAGGAUUAACAUGAGAAGUCACAGUGAAGAAAAACCCUUUCACGUGUCAACACUGAGUAAAAAUUUAGGCCUGAAGAAAACUUCACAGAUUUGGUGUAAACAGAAAAUAAUAACAAAACACAGAAAUGGUGAAAGCAGGCCCAGAACUCUUUAUUCAUGAUACCUCCUUGACCAUAGUUGGUCAUAACAAAUAACUUCAUUAAUUUAGCAACAAAAAAAAAAAAAAAAUUCUUACAUACCUGACUUACAUAAGUUUUUGUUUAAACUCUUCAGUGCACACUAGGUGAAGACCAUAUUAUUAUACUUAUAAAGUUGUUUGGAAGGAAAAGAGAUGCUCCUCCUAUUGUUCAACCUCUGUUUACCUUGUCUAAUUGGUCAGUGCUACAGGAACCGGAAACUUUUUCCAUCUAUUAUCCUGAAGCUGUUUGUGACCAUCAGGGGUGCUUCAUUGGCCCCUACGUGGCCAAUGAAGCACUAAAUAAACAGAUUUAUUUUUUGAAGAUGUACUUAGGUUUCCUUUUUUACCAUUUCGGGUCCUAAAAGCCAGUGUCAUCCUCCAUAACAUCUGCCUUGGGGUUGGUGACAUCAUGGCCCCAGAGAAUGAGCACGAGGAGGAGAUGGCUGAGGAGGAGGAUGAAGGGGAGGAUGCUUUGGAGACAGUCAGUGGUGCUCUAUGGUGUGACCAGCUGUCUGCCCUUGAGGAGGUACCUAUUUGAAGAAAAUGGGUAUCUAUUUGUUACGGCCAAGUAAGAGAAUUGUAAAACUAUGUCUAAGAUAAAAAUGGAACGGACCAUAAAAUUGUUUUGCAUAGAUGUACUUUAUGGUUUGAUUUGAGAGUGCAAGUCAAUUUAAAUUUUUUUCUUCCCUUUCUGAAAACAUCUCAGUGACAUGACAGCAAGCUCCUAUGUAGCCUGUGUGUUAACUUAGUUUUAUUGAAUAUUAUUAUGUGGAAUAGGUUUACAGCAAAGUGUCUUAAGUGAUUCUUUAUCAAUUGUAGUAAGAGGUGUAAUACAAUGAUUUAAUAAGAAAGAUUUGCAUCAAUAUCGUGUUUAAUUUGUGAUCAUCUUAGCACUUGAUUAUUAUUGUAUAAUAAACCUGGCAUUGUGACUGA
Messenger RNA from Carassius gibelio (silver crucian carp), 2753 nucleotides. Its product is annotated as gastrula zinc finger protein XlCGF57.1-like. The transcript is spliced from 3 exons. Gene Ontology annotation, cellular component: nucleus. Bases 169 to 1377 code for a protein of 402 amino acids. The record is from RefSeq and is a predicted model, not a curated record. NCBI's taxonomy places the organism in Eukaryota, Metazoa, Chordata, Actinopteri, Cypriniformes, Cyprinidae.